GUGCAAAGCGGUAUAUUCAAAAAUUUCACAUCAGUAUUUUCUUUUUGGGCAAGCAUUUUCGCCUGAAUAUUCAUGGAUCUUCGCUACCACUUCAUAUAGCGUUUCGAAUUUCUCUUUUUCUAAAUUCGGUAAUUUUUUAUCAUAAGAAUGUUCUCUGGCCCGGAAAGUCGUCUUGGUUGUUCGAGCAUAUGUGAUGACCAAUCCGUUUGCCGAGACUAUUUGCGAAACGUCUGUAAACGAGGUAAAAAAUGCAAGUUCAAACAUCCAUCUUCUGAAGAGUGUGAAAGAUUACGUCGAUUUGACAAAACUUUCUGCCAUGAUUUUCAAAAUUCAACAUGUCGCCGACCAAACUGCAAAUUUUUACACUAUACAAAAGAGGAAGAGGAAAUAUUUCGACGCACUGGUUAUUUACCCAACGAUGUACAGUGGUCAUAUCGUCCUGCUUCAAAUACGUUUGAUGAAAAAACUCCAAUUUGCAAGGACUUUACCAAUGGAACUUGCAACCGAGGAUCAAACUGUAAAUAUCGACAUGUCACUACAUCUCAGGAAACAUUAAAUCCUGGUUUCUUUAGUCAACCCAACUUACAAGAAAAUGGUUUUAUCAAUACAAAUGUAUCCACUAAACAUUUUGAUCCUUCUUUGAUAAAUAUUUCAAAUCCGACUAAUAAUAUAUCUCCAUUUGGUCAGUCAUCUAUUAUUAAUAGGGCUGUAAUUGUAUCACCAAACGAUCCGAUUCUAAAUCCCGUGAGCAAUGCUUAUAUUCCUGUGGCAUCUUCUCAUUCAAUUGUUGGUCUUAUUGGUAAUACAUCCACAGGACAGCCUACAUUGUAUACUCAUUCUUCGCUUGUUUCAAUAACAAGUGCACCUCAUAUUACUCCUUGUUCUUCCGUUAUCACAGUUAGUCCUGAUCCUAAUCAACAUCCGAAUAUGCUACAUCCUCAAACUGCUUUGUCAGCACCUCAUGCAACUUAUCAUAUUGUUCCACAUGAUGCUUCGCAACAUCACCAUCAUCAUCUGCUUGCUACCAGUUCAAGUCAUUCACAUGCUCCUACUCUGUUAACCAUUCCUUUGUCUCAAUUCGCUUGUAAUGUCAGUAAUAAUAGCUUGAUUCAAUCUCAAGCCGCUAUUGCUUGUUCUACACAACAUCGUGCUGUUGUAACUGGUGUUUUACCAGCUAAUUCAACAAUAUCAACUGCACCUGCAACAUAUUUUCCGUCAUAUGGCGUGCUUCACAUCAAUCAACCAUCCUUAGAAACACAUGAUCAGCAACAGCAUCAACAAAUUACAACGGAAAUGCACAAAGAAGCUUGUAAAACCAAAAUAUCCACUACAACAACUACACCAGUUACUGCCAUCACAACAGCCACGACUUCUGUUGCCUCUUCUACAACAGCUGUAUUAGCUGCAGCAGCUGCGGCUGGCUACAUUGCACAACACCUACCAGUUAUUGGUUCCACUAAUAUAUCUGAAAGUGGUACAAUUCCUCAAGAUAUCAAUAACAAUCUUCUAUUGAAUCAAUCAAAAGGCGUUAGUGUUCAUGAAUCAGCAUUGGCAGCAGCAGCCAGCUUGCCAACAGUAUCAGCGGCUGCAGCUGCAGCAGUUGCUGCCGCCGCCGCAUUCGCACGUUCAACUUCCAUUACUCAAAAUUCUAAG
Messenger RNA from Schistosoma turkestanicum, 1653 nucleotides. The record is from the annotation of a GenBank genome assembly. Lineage: Eukaryota; Metazoa; Platyhelminthes; Trematoda; Strigeidida; Schistosomatidae.